Molecule: messenger RNA, 2656 nt
Organism: Alosa sapidissima (American shad)
Lineage: Eukaryota; Metazoa; Chordata; Actinopteri; Clupeiformes; Clupeidae
Gene: cracr2b
Product: calcium release activated channel regulator 2B
Exons: 18
Coding region: 392-2386 (664 amino acids)
Molecular function (GO): calcium ion binding; GTP binding; GTPase activity
Source: RefSeq, a predicted model, not a curated record
GCAACCCUAAGUACUAAUAACUUAACAGUAAUGGGUGAUGUGCUGGAGAUUGGAGAUGCAAGUGAUGUUGCUGUACGUCUCACUCUAAUUGCCAUUUUUCUUUGUAUUUUUCACAGUGAGGGCGAUUGUGGUGAAGGGAAUUGGAAUCGUGUUACCUAAAUUGUGUUAUUCUGGUUGCCAGGUCACUCCCCCUGCUGUUGUUGUCCGUUGUCAUGUCAGGAGAAACAUUGCUGUUUCUCAAGAAAAUGACCACAGAGCCAAACAGCCUGAGCUGCAAAUGAGGUCUAGCUCAUUGAGAUUUUCAGUUGUGUCAACAAACAUGAAGGGAACUCCCACUUAAGUUGGGAGUGCACACGUGACAGAAGAAUAGUUUGAAACACAGCUGAAAGUGAUGUCAGCCUGGGUGGGGGACGGUGUGGUCCUGGAGGGGGAGGGCAGUGGAGUGACCAGCCCCAGCCCCAUCCUUAGCCCCCGCCUGAGGGGCCAAAAGAGAAGCAGCAGCAGCAGCAGCAGCAGCCUACGGAGGCGAGGAGGCUUAGCGUCCCCUGGUGGGUGGGAGGCCCCUCAGCAGCAGCACAGCAUGGACAAGGCCACCGAGCUGUUUGAACUGUGUGACAAAGAGGGCAAGGGCUUCAUCACCAAGCGGGACAUGCAGCGGUUGCAGGGAGAGCUGCCGUUGUCUCCUGACCAGCUCGAGUCAGUGUUUGAGAGUCUGGACAAGGACAGCAACGGAUUCCUCACACCCGUGGAGUUCCACACUGGACUAGGGGAGCUUGUGGGAGAGCAGGAGACGGAGCCGGAGCUGGAGCCAGAGAUGGCCCACACAGAGCCGUCAGCUGCAGCGUCCGAGCGGAAGGUGGACCCUAGGGAGUUGAGGUUCACACAGACCCUGGCUGAGCUGGGGGCAGACACAGUCUUCGCAGAUCAUUGGGAGCUGUGCUCCCUGUGGUCAGGGCUGCAGAGGGAGAGGCCUGAGCUGCUGAAGUUGCUGGAGGAGGUGCUGUCUCAGGCUCUAGCCCACCUACAGGACUCCGUCCGGGAGCGGGACACUUUGGAGCAGGCACUGCGCAGGAGGGAACACGAGCAUGACCGUGAGGUGCGGUCUAUCUAUGAGGACAUGGAGAGCCAGAUUAGAGAGGAGAGAGAGAAACGAAUAGCUCAGGACAGUAUGAAGCCUGUGAACAGAAGUGAGCAGCUGCUGGAGGAGCUGGCGAUGCGUGAACAGGAGCUGGAAUUCGCCCUCACCAAACAGAGAGAGUUGGAGAGUAGGAUAGCCAGUAUGCGUGCGGAGCAGGCGGCCACCCGUGAGCAGAACCAGCGUCUCCACAACCUCAACAAGCAGCUGCAGGAGCACCUGGACACCAACCGGGACGAGCUGCAGACAGCACUACACCAGCUAGAACUGCUGCAGACCAGCGUCAACCAGCACACACAGGGACGUGAAAGAGUGGUGCUGAAGGUGUCCAGGAACAUGCAGAGGGAGCGGGAGAGUCUGACGAGGCAGCUGGACAUGCUCAGGGACAUGAAUAAGAGACUGCGUGAUGAGAAGGACGCACAUCAGUCUCAGAAGAGGAUGUGUGGCACCGAGAAGCGUCCGCUGGAGAAGAAAGGGUCAGUUAUUGGUGACUACAUGCAGCUGAGAGAGACAGCCACUAGGCAACUGACCUCUGCCAAUGAAGGGAGCGACAGCUUUGUGGACCGGCUAGCAGAGGCGAGGGAUACCAGGGCAACAGCCAAUGAGAGGGCAGCGAUUGCUGAUGGAUGUUCAGACAGUGGAGAGUCCCUUUCUCCCACAGGCCCUCGUGUGUCGAGCCCACAGCGGGUGUUCAAGGUGGUGUUCCUGGGGAACUCGGGCGUGGGCAAGAGCUCAUUCAUCCAUCACUGUUGCCAGGGCAACUUCCCCAAUAACCUCAGCUCCACCGUGGGUAUAGAUUUCCAGGUGAGGAGCGUGCAGCUGGAAUCGUCCUCCAUCGCCCUUCAGUUGUGGGACACUGCAGGGCAGGAGAGGUUCCACAGCAUCACUCAGCAGUAUUACCGCAAGGCGGACGGAAUCCUGGCCGUCUAUGACAUCACAAGUGCCCCGUCCUUGCGCUCCCUCACGGGAUGGCUGGACCAGGUGCAGGAAAGGGUGGCAGAGGGUGCUGUGUUGAUGUUGCUUGGGAAUAAAUCAGACAUGGCAGAGAGAGAGGUGCCUCAGACAGAGGGCCAGAAAGUAGCAGAGCGGUACCAGGCUGAGUUCUUCGAGUGCAGUGCCAAAAGUGGACACAACGUGGUGGAAUCCAUGACACGGCUGGCCAGGUUGCUGGCCCAGCAGCAGGACAGGCAGUGUGACAGUGCCCUUCUGCUGGACAGCCAGUCCACCCCUAGAGGGCGCUGCUGUAAAUGACAUGGACAUGUUUGUGGGAGAGGACAGCCGUACGGUGGACGCGGGAUGGGUUGACACAUGGCACAGAGUGGAAAGCAGUUUUCAGGUUGCAGGAGAUAAGAGGUCAAUUCAGAAUCAGACUCCAGUAUUUUUUUUCUUUCCAAAUCUCCAGCAACCCAAAAAAAUGUAGCAAAGAGUAAACCAAUUGUUAUAUGUUGUUUGUUGUGCAGUUCCACAUUUUAUAUGUGUUGUAUUGUGAUCAACAAAAUAAAAGAAUCAUGUGAAACCUUA